AAAGCAGGAGAUUAACUGGGGCUGAGGAACAUGGAAAACAUCUGAAACACAACACUGGUCUGGGCACAACCAUGUUGACGUAUUGUGUAUGUAUGGAUGUAUCUAAUUCCAAUGGGGCAAAAUGGGACAGCCCACAGUAGAGAUCGACUAUAAAAAGCUAAGGCGUUCAGUACAGGACGCACAAUCAGGGGCGGAUACUCGUUUUGUUCUCCUCCUUCACGGUUUGGUCUGACCGAGAGAGAGAGAUCGUGUUGUUUCGGGUAGCUACCAUCGGCAUACGGCAGGUGAGUUCACUACAGCUCACACGGAGUUUAUAGACUACGAGCCUGGCAGUUUAUCUAUCUCGUGUUAAUUAUAGCGAGUGUCCUGGUUUCAGCACCGCAGGUCGUUAACAGCUCCACCAGCACCAGAGGAGAGCGGAGAUUUGAAGAGCCCCUCCCCGCCCAAGGAACAGCCAGAGCGGGUAGAGUCCAAGCGCAGCCCUGUUGUCAGUUUCAGCACCACCAGCAGGGAAGAGCAGAGCUGUCCAAACAUCCAGCAGUUUGUGACCGCUAUCGUCGGCUGGAUCAUCCACACAACACAACACCCCCAAGACAGCUAUAACCGGGAGUAAUCCAGCGGAAAAUAGCAUACCACCACCGAUUGAGUGGAUAUUUUAUUUCAGAAUGGCGUCCAAAGGAAUGGGAGUACUCCUUCUGCUCGGGAUUUUUGCUGUGACUGUCUCCCAGAUUUCUGCUUUCCCCACACCUGCCGAGGAUGAUAAAGCUGUAGUUUACAACAGACGACUGACUGAGGAGAGACCAAUCCAGGAGCAGAUUGCAGAGGCAGAUGAUGUGAAAGCAGCAGUGGAGUCUGCAGACACCAAACCUGCUGUGGAGCCUAAAGAGGUGAAGGAGGCGGAACCAGAGCAAGAGAACGAUGACUUCACUCUGCUCAAGUCCCUGGCCGAAGGUCAAAGGUCAAAAGAGACCAAUGAGACGCCGGUCAGAGAGAGCCUGGAGGAGGAGCCUUACUUCCCAGACGAAUCAGAUUCCACCAAGAACCGCCGGCUAGCCGAAGACUAUGACUCAACAAAGAUGGAAAACGGCAAGUACCAAGAUGACCCAGAGAGCUUCAGGCAGGUGGAUGGUACCCCUCUAACGGCCGAAGACAUCGUCCAGAAGAUUGCUACUAAGAUAUACGAGGAGGAUGACAGAGGGGUAUUUGACAGGAUCGUCUCCAAGCUGCUCAGACUGGGCCUGAUAACAGACAGCCAGGCAGACAGUCUGGAGUACGAGGUAGCCGAGGCUCUUCAGGACCUCAUCACUAAGAACGCAAAGAACAAUGAGAUCGAGGACCUGGGAGUGGACUAUCCCAUAACCCGGGGUGACCAGGAUGAUGAGAAUCCCGACGCUAGCAUGGAUGUUACUGGGUCCCCCAACCGUCGGUACGAUGAAGAAGAUGAUGAUGAAGAUCAGGCGGCCAUUGACGACGAUGUGGACAGAGGAGAGGGGGAUGACACAGUGGAUAACACCUGGGAUAGAGAGAGUGAGGGAGAAGGGGAGGAGGAGGAGAGGAGUGAGGGAGAGAGAGAUGAGGGAAAUGAGUUGAGCCCAGAGGAUGGUCUUCAGGACCUUCAGUACUUCCCCAACUUCUACCGUCUGCUAAAGAGUCUAGACUCAGAGCAAGAUGCCCAGGAGAAAGAGACUCUGAUCACUAUCAUGAAGACUCUGAUUGACUUUGUCAAGAUGAUGGUGAAAUAUGGAACCAUCACACCUGAAGAGGGAGUCUCCUAUCUUGAGAACCUGGAUGCUAUGAUCGCUCUGCAGACCAAGAAUAAGCUGGGGAAAACAUUGAGGAUCACUGGCAUCAUCCCUCCUACAGGGAAGACCCCAGAGGACGAUGACAACACCAAGGCAGAGGCGGCCAAGAUGCAGAAGGAGUAUGAGAACCUGAAAGACUCAACCAAGGAAGAAGCGCCGUCCACUGAGGCCAGAGAUCACCCAGGCAAGUCUGAGAUCUACUUGGAAGCCAUCAGGAAGAACAUUGAGUGGCUGAAGAAACACAACAAAGACGAGGGCAAAGACGAUUACGACCUGUCCAAAUUGAGGGACUUCAUGGACCAACAAGUGGACUCCUACAUUGACAAGGGCAUCAUUGAGAAGGGUGAGGGAGAGACCAUCAAGAGGAUCUACGGCAGCCUGUAAUCUUCAACCAACCUUAAAAAAAACAACAACCAACCUUCAAACACCUACGACCAACCUUCAAAAAACCUACUGGAAAUGUAUGACGAUUGAUAAACCUGUGAUAAACCUAUGAAUAGGGCCUAGAGUUGUUCCUGUUCUGGUAACAUGGUUUGGAAAAACUCCUGGCUUUACGACUCACUCACAAUGAGCAGAAUCCAAACUUGACUUGAUGAUCCCCGAAAGUAACUGACUCUGAUUUUGGUGUGAAUUCUUGCCUUGAUGUCAGUGGGAGUUUGGUGUGAAAGUUUGAGUAAAGCGAGUGGAUCUCAAGUUAGGAUUCGGCCUCUAUGAGAUGAAAGGUAUGACCUUUAUGUAUUAAAAAUAAACAAUUUAGGCAAAAACAUAUUGUAUUUGACAUUCCAGAAAGCUGGAAUGCAAUGAUGGUAAUAUUAUCACUGAAAGUAUAUAUUCAACUAUACAGCUAGAAAACAAUCAGCAAUAGUCCGAUGUCACUGAAUGGCACUGACUCAAUUGGGAAGGGGAAAUUCAAUAGUUAUUCUGUCAAAUCAACUGACUGACUGAUCUAACUUACUAGAUGACAGCUUUGACUACCUUGAGGAGUGAAAUGUUGACCUACUGAGGGGGAAUGAGUGUUCAACCAUCCCAAUGGACACAUAGUGGUUGACUCAACGUUGUUUCCACGUCAUUACGUUGAACUAAUUUGGAAUAGACGUUGAAUUGACAUCUGUGCCUAGUGGAAAGGUUGUUUCCCAAAUGGCAUACUAUUCCUUAUUUAGUGCAUUAUUUUUGACCAGGCCCCAUAGGGCUCUGGUUAAAAAUAGUGCACUAUAUAGGAGGUAGGGUGCCAUUUGGCACAGAGAUGGGUCUGAUAGUAGAGUUCCAACUGUAGCUUUCUCAUCGAUUGCAGGUAAUAUGUAUGUCUUUGCAAUAGACUUUUGCAGCAAGUACACAUAUAUCUAAAUGUAUUCAUUCUAUGUAAUCUGUCCUAUCAUAUUCUAAUUAAUGUUUUUUCAAUCCAGCAUCAAUGUAAAAUCUAUUGUAUUAAGGCUUUUAACUCAACCAAAAACAGCUGUGUUGUCCAAUAUCAUUUCAGCCCUGUAUGUCCAUCCUCUUCGUUCUGGGGUAAUUCCUUUGGGGCCCUCCAGGGGGCCCUGUUUGUGUCAUUUCCCUCUAUCUGAUUUCUGCAAAAUGGGUAGUAGUGGGAAGUUGCCUCUAGAUGCUGAUCGUGGAUCAGUUGUACAUUUUCCCCACUAAUGGUAAAGGUUAGGAUUGUGGGAGGACAAGCUGAUCCUAGAUCUGUCCCCACCUUCUAUAUGUCUCAGUAUAUUGAACAUGUAUACUACCACUCUAAAGAUACAAAAUGAAGUAUUUUUAAAUGUAAAUAUGUGUGAUGUUUUUUCCAAAAAUGUAAAAGCAAUUAAAACAUUGCCUUUCUUUA
This is a messenger RNA of Salmo salar (Atlantic salmon), 3624 nucleotides long. RefSeq names its product secretogranin-3. The record is from RefSeq and is a predicted model, not a curated record. Lineage: Eukaryota; Metazoa; Chordata; Actinopteri; Salmoniformes; Salmonidae. Gene Ontology annotation, cellular component: secretory granule membrane. Gene Ontology annotation, biological process: protein localization to secretory granule.